GGAACACCUCGUGAAUAUUAACGACCACACCUUUUCCAUAGUAGGAUUCGUAAAUUCGCUAACGGGAGCGAUAAUACCGCAGUAAGUUAGGUGUGUUUGGUCCGUUUGGUUUGUCCCGCAAUAAUGUCCUCAAGAAAAUUCUUCGUCGGGGGAAACUGGAAAAUGAACGGCGAUAAAGAGACUCUGGGCGAGCUCAUAAUGACCUUGAACACGGCCAGUCUCAACGAUGAAACAGAGGUGGUGUGUGGAGCACCGUCCAUCUAUCUGGAUUAUGUGAGGUCUAAACUGGACCAGAGGAUCGGUGUGGCCGCCCAGAACUGCUAUAAGGUACCCAAAGGAGCCUUCACCGGGGAGAUCAGUCCAGCGAUGAUUAAAGACUGCGGCAUCGACUGGGUGAUUCUGGGCCAUUCUGAGAGGCGCCAUGUGUUUGGCGAGAGUGAUGAGCUGAUUGGCCAGAAAGUGGCCCAUUGCUUAGAGAAUGAUUUCGGUGUGAUCGCCUGCAUUGGGGAGAAACUAGAAGAGAGAGAAGCUGGAACCACCGAAGAAGUGGUGUUUGAACAGACCAAAGUCAUUGCAGACAAUGUGAAGGACUGGGCUCGAGUGGUUUUAGCAUAUGAACCAGUGUGGGCGAUUGGAACUGGGAAAACUGCCACUCCUGAUCAGGCUCAGGAGGUGCAUGAGAAGCUGAGAGAAUGGCUGAGAGAGAACGUGUCGGACGCAGUAGCCGGAUCUGUGCGCAUCAUCUACGGAGGCUCUGUUACUGGGGGAAACUGUAAAGAGCUUGCGGCCCAGGCUGACAUUGAUGGCUUCCUGGUUGGAGGAGCUUCCCUUAAGCCUGAGUUUGUUGACAUCAUAAAUGCCCGCUCAUAACUGUUUUGAGGGUCACUAUAAGUAAAUAGCAGCUUCUUGUCAUUCCAGCAGGUCUGAAUGUUGAUUUGUGGUUGUAUUGCUUUAACUCCCCUGCAGUUAUUGGUCUGGAAUACUCAUAGUAUCUCCCUUCCUACUAAAAAUGUGUUAAUAUAGAAGUGGAAGAGAGCUCGGGCACGUUAGUUCAUUAUUUGCUGCUGCGCUCGAGUAAACCACUGUAUUGUCUAUGCACUUGCAGAGCACAUCACUUGAAGUCUAACACACUGUACACUCCACACUGAUGAACUUACAAGUUUGUAGUGACUUUAAGAGCACUUUAUCCUCUGUAGAAAUGACUACCUCUGUAGAAAAUAAAACAAAUGUACUUAAACCGUC
This is a messenger RNA of Pimephales promelas (fathead minnow), 1242 nucleotides long. It is a transcript of the gene tpi1a, whose product is annotated as triosephosphate isomerase 1a. Gene Ontology annotation, biological process: glycerol catabolic process; glyceraldehyde-3-phosphate biosynthetic process; gluconeogenesis. Gene Ontology annotation, molecular function: triose-phosphate isomerase activity. Gene Ontology annotation, cellular component: cytosol. Lineage: Eukaryota; Metazoa; Chordata; Actinopteri; Cypriniformes; Leuciscidae. The record is from RefSeq and is a predicted model, not a curated record.